Nematolebias whitei (Rio pearlfish) is the source of this 1095-nucleotide messenger RNA. RefSeq names its product claudin-4-like. The transcript has 2 exons. NCBI's taxonomy places the organism in Eukaryota, Metazoa, Chordata, Actinopteri, Cyprinodontiformes, Rivulidae. The coding region runs from base 10 to 984 and encodes 324 amino acids. The record is from RefSeq and is a predicted model, not a curated record. Gene Ontology annotation, biological process: cell adhesion; bicellular tight junction assembly. Gene Ontology annotation, molecular function: structural molecule activity. Gene Ontology annotation, cellular component: bicellular tight junction; plasma membrane.
UCUUCCGUCAUGGCUUCCAUGGGAAUUCAGUUGUUAGCCAGCAUCCUGUGCCUCCUGGGUUGGGGAGGGGUCAUCUUCUGCUGCCUACUACCCAUGUGGAAGGUGACCGCCUUCGUAGGCAGCACUAUCAUGACCUCACAGAUAAUCUGGGAGGGUAUCUGGAUGACCUGCGUAGUUCAAAGUACGGGACAGGUGCAGUGUAAAUCGUACGAGUCCAUGCUUGCACUCACCUCUGACCUGCAGGCUGCCAGAGCGCUCAUGGUCCUCUCCAUCGCUACAGGAGGCCUGGGCCUCAUCCUGGCCUUUAUCGGUGGAAAGUGCACUCGGUUCUUAGAUGAAGAAGGAAAUGGAGCAAAGGGCAAAGUGGCUAUAUUAGCAGGGGCAGUGCUGAUAAUCACAGGGCUGCUCUGUUUGAUUCCCACUUCGUGGACAGCUGGGAUGGUGGUGAAAGUGUUCUACGGCGCCUCCAUUGAUGCUCAGCGUAGGGAGCUUGGAGCCUGUCUCUACAUUGGCUGGUUGGCAUCCAUAUUGCUUGUUUUGGGAGGUGGUUUGUUCUUGAAAACAUCAUGCCUGCUCGAAGCUCACGACACUGACAAAAGCCCCUCCGUUCGCUACCUGGCAGUCCGUUCCUCCAAAGGGUCAACGAAACCAGGUUCCUAUCACAGCAGGAUGCCGUCUGUGGUGGCUCAGCCCAUGAGAGUCUUGUCCCCGAGGCCUCAAAGCUUUGAGGGAGAUACCAUAAAGCCUCAGCUGUUUACCAGUCCUUCAUCUGAGCAGAACUCGAGAGAGGAUUCUGAAAAAUCGUGGGCUCCAUCAAUAAAGUCUCAGCUGAAAAGACCGGAACCGGAGUCGGGAUUGUCCGCACAGAGCGAGGCACUGUCAACAAAGUCUCAGCUGAAGCGAUCAGAGAUAGAAGAGACUUUAUCAGCUGCCAGCAAUGAAAAGGAAGAUGCAUCUUCAAAUCCACAAAAAACAUACCUGUGAUAUGAGCCACAACAGAAGGAAUACUUGAAUGUACUAGGUUUGUGUACACAAUUCAGUUUGCUGUUCAGUUAAUAGUUUUUAGGAUUCUUUUAAGAUAAGACUUCAGUCUGU